Messenger RNA from Melanotaenia boesemani (Boeseman's rainbowfish), 1917 nucleotides. RefSeq lists its product as uncharacterized. The record is from RefSeq and is a predicted model, not a curated record. NCBI's taxonomy places the organism in Eukaryota, Metazoa, Chordata, Actinopteri, Atheriniformes, Melanotaeniidae. Bases 22 to 1917 code for a protein of 631 amino acids. The transcript has 8 exons.
GGAAAAAGAUCGGAUAUCGAGAUGACAACCAAGACCAAAAGCCACAAGGCCAUGGGAGACGAGGAGUGGAUGUCAAGGCUGAGGGCCUUUGCCAGCACUGGAGUUUGGCCCCGAGGAGCCGGCAACAGGCCAGCGCCAAGGCAACAGAAGUGGCAUGACCUUUACCAAAAGCCUGCCACCCAGUCAUCUCCUCCCUCCACAUCAUCUGCAGCUUCAGCCUCUGCUCCUGAGGCCCGGACAUAUUUGCGUCCCCCUCUAAGUCUGUCCAUGUUCACAAAAUCCCACUAUGGUGGCUCAUUGUCAUCUGCAGUGCAGCCAAAUUUGGUGAAAAGAAGGACCCCCAGUCCUUCACCUGUGAGCACCCCCAGUCCUUCACCUGUGAGGACCUCCAGCCCUUCACUGUCUUCUCUGAGGACCCCCAGCGCUUCUGUGUCAUCUGUGAGGACACCCAGCCCUUCACUGUCUUCUCUGAGGACCCCCAGCGCUUCUGUGUCGUCUGUGAGGGCCCCCAGCCCUUCACUGUCUUCUCUGAGGGCCCCCAGCCCUUCUGUGUCAUCUGUGAGGACACCCAGCCCUGCACCAUCCCAGGGGAAGUUCCCAGUUUGGGAACAAAACCCUGUACAAGCUGACGCAUCUGGCGAACCGGGAGGACGUGCGUCAUCCCAUGCGGGAUCCUCAGCUUCAUUCUGGCUGCCGGGUGAGCUGAGCAAAACCAUUCCUCUGCAGGACCAGAGGUGGAUUGCCAACACCCUCUUUCACUCUGGGAAACUGCGGCCAGAUUUGAAGCUGUGGUAUGAGCCCCCUGUCCCAGCGCUCAUUUACCAUCAAACACCGACCCCAGAGCCUUUCUUCACCCAUCGCCUGAUGGUGUGGAUGCCCUACCACCUGUGGAAGGUGAAGAUCGCCUGCCCUACAUGUGGAAAGCAGUUGACAGGCGCUGGGGUCCACAAAAGGGCACGGAAGGUCCUGGACAUCGACCGGUACUACCUGCUGGUGACAGAGACACUCAGGUGCACUGUGUGUGUACAGAACCAUUUGUCCACCAGUCAGACUGUCCGGGACCAGCUGGACCUCCCUCACCAGCAAAUGUUCAGAUUAAUCCUGACCCGCAAGUACGCCUGUGACAUCCGUGUCAUCAGGCUGCUUCGGGACAGGACCCUGGGCAACAGUCCAGCGCGGCUGGUGAAGCAGCUAAGGGAGAACCAUGGGGAGGAGUGGCUCGACAGGCUGGUACACUAUCUGGGGGAGUGUGCUGAGUUUGUGGAUAAGCCAAGCCUCUUCCCGGUUGUCUGCCGGGAGCCCCCGGAGCCGAUGGACAUCCCCACCAGUCGCUGGCUGUUGGUCGUUUAUGGACGGGACAUCCUCUCAAGGUUGGACCACAUAAAGGCCAGAAUCACCUCCACGUUUGGGUCCAUCCUUAAGCUGGACUCCACCAAAAAGAUCACAAAGAAGCUGGCUGGCACCGGCAGGGGCACAGCUCUCUGGCUAACCUCCGUCAGCAACGAGGUUGGCCAGAUCCUGAACAGUGUCUUGACUGUGCAAGAGGGGUCGGGACUAAACAGGAUGGCGUCCGGCCUGAUGGAGCGGUACCGCCAGGCAUCUGUGUCACCCCCAGUUCUUAUGUAUGUGGACUGUGGAUGCUGUGUGGAAGAGGGGGCCAGCAAGCUGCAAGUGAGGUUUGGGGAGUGGCCAGACCUCCACAUUCGUCUGGAUAUCUGGCACUUUAUGAGGAGGCUGGCUGUGGGCUGCACCACCGAUGCCCAUCCCCUCUACCCUACCUUCAUGGGCUGCCUCUCCGCCUGCAUCUUUGAGUGGGAUGCUGGGGAUCUUGCUCUUUUGAGGCAGGCGAAGAGAGAACAGCUCAGACUGGAGGGUGUGCCUGGCAUCACUGAUCUCCUGACGGAGGACACGGGGUGA